AUGGUGUUUUAUGUUGCAAUUAGCAGACUUAUAGUUCCGACCGGCCGCCGAGUUUUCACCUGCAUCCAUCUCGCCACACCCGCCGGCAUCCCCCACAUACACUACCUUAUCCAUCAGAUGGCCGUUUUCGAGCGUCUCACCCACCUCUUCUUCGCCACCGAAGUCACUCUCUCCACCACCCUCUUCCCUGCCGCUAAUCCCAUCCCGUCAUUCGCCUCUUUCACCGUCUUCGUCCUAGAAGUCUCCCCCAAUCCCUUCCUGCUCGCCCCUGAAAACCCUCAUUUCACUCCUAUCAACAAAAUCGUUACUCUCGACCUCAAAACCGACGACCCGGGUGCCGAAACCUUCCAGUACCAAGCCCUAACCGGCACCACCGUUGCCGGGUACACCCUAUUUUCCCCUAACUACUCCUCGUUUCUGGCAAAACCCGGGUUCUACAUCAAGGAUAUAUUCAUCCGGGAGGCUUACCAGAGGAAGGGAUUCGGGUGGAUGUUGUUGUUAGCCGUGGCGGCGAAGAUGGGGUACGGGAGAGUUGAAUGGGUAAUAAUUAAAUGGAACAUUAAUGGUGGGAGAUAG
This is a messenger RNA of Ipomoea nil (Japanese morning glory), 576 nucleotides long. RefSeq names its product probable acetyltransferase NATA1-like. Gene Ontology annotation, molecular function: N-acetyltransferase activity. The transcript has 3 exons. The record is from RefSeq and is a predicted model, not a curated record. Bases 1 to 576 code for a protein of 191 amino acids. NCBI's taxonomy places the organism in Eukaryota, Viridiplantae, Streptophyta, Magnoliopsida, Solanales, Convolvulaceae.